Ruditapes philippinarum (Manila clam) is the source of this 2403-nucleotide messenger RNA. RefSeq names its product actophorin-like. Gene Ontology annotation, molecular function: actin filament binding. Gene Ontology annotation, cellular component: actin cytoskeleton; actin cortical patch; cytoplasm. The transcript has 4 exons. Lineage: Eukaryota; Metazoa; Mollusca; Bivalvia; Venerida; Veneridae. The record is from RefSeq and is a predicted model, not a curated record. The coding region runs from base 299 to 772 and encodes 157 amino acids. Gene Ontology annotation, biological process: actin filament severing; cell motility; actin filament depolymerization.
GCUUCUAUUGCCAUAUAAGGCAAACUCGUGUACUCUGCUUUCACAAAUUACUCACGUAUUGCAUUUAUAAAACAUAUAAAUAAUUUUGCUAACUUUAUUUUAUUCAUACAAUACAUUUAGAAUUUACCGAACUUUUAUUAUUUUAUAAGUUCUUUAAACUUAAAUAUACACGUUAUUUCAUUUUGUCCAGUCAAAUAAAACAAUCAUCGUUACAUACGAAUUUGCAACGGAUUUACGAUUUACAAAGGGGAGUUUUUGCCGAAAUUAACUUGACACGAGAUCAGUUCCGACCCACAAAAUGGCUUCAGGAGUAAAAGCAAAUAGUGAAUGCAAGAAGGUAUUUGAAAAGUUAAUGAGACCAGAGACAUCCCAUGUUAAGGAUGAGGGAGAGGAAGAAAUUGGAAGAUUUGUUAUAAUGAAACUGAAUGAAAACAAUUCAGAAAUUAUAGUCGAGUACAAAUCUAAGCCUGAAGAAACAUUUGAUGAUUUCAGGGCACUAAUGGAUGCAGCAGCCAAAGCUGGUGAAGGGAGAUAUGCGUUUUAUGACGUUCUAAAAUCAGACCAAGAUGAGAAAGCACAUAAAGGAGCAAAAGGAGAUAUGGCUAUGAUAGUUUGGUGCAGUGAUGAAGAAUGUGGUAUCAAACAGAAAAUGUUGUAUUCCAGUUCAAAAAGUGCACUAAAGAAGGCCUGUACUGGCUUUAAGAAAGAAUUUCAAGUUAACGAUUUGGCUGAUCUUACUUUGGAAGAAUUGCAAUCCAAAUUUAAGAAAUAAGAAAACCUUACUUGGGUUUCAUAUAAGCAAUACCAGAAAAACUUAUUUUUUAAUUAAUCUCUUGAAUAAGAUAGUUGAUCAGUUUUGUUUUUCAAUGUAAGCUCAAUAUUUCGGAAUCAAAUGCUCUGAAGAUAUUGUUUGAUAGAAUAGGACUUACAGUGUUAAGAUUUUAGUUGAAUGUACAUGUUUAUCAUGCUAUUAUUAAAAGGAAUUGUUCAAUGUUAGGUAUUUGGCUUCAUAUUUAUAUAGAUAUGUCUUAUUUUGUUUAAGAUUGGAACCAAAUUGAAAAUGUGGAGAUGUGACCAUGUUUCAUCUAAAGAAAUUUUUAUAUAAUAUAAAGACUUAAGUUUGGGACCAAAAUAUCAGUUUUUUGUGUGAAGUAAAACCUUUUGUCAAUGAAGAUCUAAUAUGUAAGGUAUUAAAUUUUAUUUCUUGAGCUGAUAUUACAGUUUAGUUUUCUCCUUUUAAAUUAGAACACACAGAAAUCUAUUGAAAGAAAUAACUAUGAUUUGAAAUCUCUGAUGUAAGAAUACAAUCAAUAUAGAGUCACACAGCUUAUUGUCAAAAUUCUGACCAUUGUAACUUUAAAUGGCACUUAAAACAUUUCCUUCCGGUUAUCAUUGAGAUAGACGUAAAUAGCUGAAAAGAAAUGCCUUUUCAAUUCUAAUUUCUUACCCACUUUUUAUCAACUUGAACUGUGAUUGAAUUUCAGAUGUACAGAAUUGUAGGCAUUACAUUUUAGGCAUUCAAUUUCUAAAAUGUUCAUUUUUGGGUUUCCAAAAUACAUUAUGUAUUUAUGAAACAUUCUUUUUGAAUUAUUUUUUUCCUUAAAAAUGCCAUGAAGUCAGGAAUUUGCUUUAUGAAUAUUGUUGCAAAAAAGUAUUAUUUCAACAUUCCAAAAGCUUUGUAAAUGUAUAUACUUGAUAUUGAUUUCAACUAAUUACUUGCAUAUUUCUUGACGUUUUUACAUAAUAUCAAUAAAAUGUAAAGUAACAAAUAAUAGACUAGAACAUGUUAUUUAAGUUUUAGAAGGAAUUGUGUUUUAUUGAUCCUAUGUCAUCAACUUUUGAAAAUCAGAAUUUUUCAUUAUUUUUCAUUUUAAAAAUAUCACCUGCGCAUGUAAAAAAACAAUAUAAAGACCAGCUAAAACUAACAUUUCUGACCAAACAUCAGUUGGAUUAAGUGCUAAAAUUAUAAAUACUAUCAGGACCAAUCACGUGUCUAUGUCUUAGCUAUUUUCUUGUUAGCGUCUCCAGGAUUUGGAUAUAUUUUCAGUUUACGAGGUAUACUAAAAAUAACAUGCAUUUGAGUACAUGACUAUAUCUAACCACAAAAGUUGGUAUGUGAUCUAUAUAUGCAUGUCCAAAGCAUGAUACUUACACAAUUGCGCAGAAAAUUCAUUUUAAAUUUUAAAAACAUGCUUCCCUGUAUUUUGCUUAGAAUGGUAUUUGUUUCUAUUCACAAUAUGUUAAAAAGAUCGGUUAAUUAUUAGCUUGAAGAAGAAAUAAACGUUCAAAUUCACCAUCUCUUUGAGAAAAAAUGAUGUUUAAAUAUAAAUUGCUGACAUUACUUAAUAACCUUUUUUAAUAAGAAAUACAUGUAAUGCAGUUUGUAAUAAAACCUUAAUAGAC